AUGGCGUAUGGUGGCGUAUGGCCGCGGGGAGUAUUUUGCGGUGAUCCCGACCAACUGGAUGAGAUCUUAGGAAUAAAUGAAGAAGCCUUGGAACUUCCUGUCAGUGAAAACCAACUUCCCAUUCCAUCUCAUUAUGUCCCGACUGAAUCUGCCCUUGACCCCGCAGAAUCAGAUAUCCCAGACGAAUUCAUCAUUUACGUUGACGAAUCCUCCGAUGUAAUAGUAAUAACUUGUGAAGUCAGACUGCCUUCCAAGGAACAUUCCGUUCACCUACUCUGUCCCCUUGUUCCAGAGACCCGAUUAUGUUUAGAGAACUGCCGACGAGUCUGUUCAUUACCAGACUGUUCCGACAAACCAAAGUUGUUCAGUGUCGAGUGUGUCGAAGAUUUCUUUGUUCGGGACAUGUACAACAUUUGGAAGUUUCGAUAUAUCAUUGACAGACACAAUGCUGCUGUGCAAGGGACUUGGGGAUGUUUUCAUGCUGGAAAGUCUACAGAUAUCGUCAAUGUUACUGCUGUUUUACUGACCACUACAAGGCCACAUAUAAGACUAACAACGACUAAUCCAAUCUUAGCUUUAUCCAGUGAGCGUCUGAAUUCACAUGAACCAAUUUGGAAAUUAAAUACGUCGUGGUUUAGUAAAACACAGUCUCGAAGUGGGAAAACAAAUAUUCAAAUGCUUCAAUAUGAUAUGCCUCCUAUUGGCAGGUUAAAACAAAACGAUUUUUAA
Messenger RNA from Rodentolepis nana, 729 nucleotides. NCBI's taxonomy places the organism in Eukaryota, Metazoa, Platyhelminthes, Cestoda, Cyclophyllidea, Hymenolepididae. The record is from the annotation of a GenBank genome assembly.